Molecule: messenger RNA, 905 nt
Organism: Cuculus canorus (common cuckoo)
Lineage: Eukaryota; Metazoa; Chordata; Aves; Cuculiformes; Cuculidae
Gene: AK1
Product: adenylate kinase 1
Exons: 7
Coding region: 165-749 (194 amino acids)
Biological process (GO): nucleoside triphosphate biosynthetic process; ATP metabolic process
Cellular component (GO): cytosol; cytoplasm
Molecular function (GO): AMP kinase activity; nucleoside diphosphate kinase activity; ATP binding
Source: RefSeq, a predicted model, not a curated record
UGUCGUGUCCCCCCCCCGGUCCAUGCCCGGGCACCGGCCCCGCUCCCGGCGUGCACCGCGGCGCCAUCGCUCUAUAUAUAGCGGUAAAAACCGCCGGGCAGGACGGCAGGAGCUGCCCGGGUCUCCCCCAGCCUGAAGUGCUCCAGUGCCUGAACCCCAGCAGCAUGUCGACAGAAAAACUCAAGCACCACAAAAUCAUCUUCGUGGUGGGUGGCCCUGGCUCAGGGAAGGGGACCCAGUGUGAGAAGAUAGUGCAGAAAUAUGGCUACACGCACCUUUCCACGGGAGACCUGCUGCGGGCAGAGGUCAGCUCAGGCUCAGAGCGGGGCAAGAAGCUGCAGGCCAUCAUGGAGAAGGGCGAACUGGUGCCCCUGGACACGGUGCUGGACAUGCUGCGGGAUGCCAUGCUGGCCAAAGCAGAUGUGUCCAAGGGCUUCCUCAUCGAUGGCUACCCCCGCGAGGUGAAGCAAGGAGAGGAGUUCGAGAAGAAGAUCGCGCCUCCCACGCUUCUGCUCUACGUGGACGCGGGGAAGGAGACGAUGGUAAAACGCCUGCUGAAGCGAGGCGAGACCAGCGGGCGGGUGGAUGACAACGAAGAGACCAUCAAAAAGCGUUUGGAAACUUACUACAAGGCCACUGAGCCCGUCAUUGCCUUCUAUAAGAGCAGAGGCAUUGUCCGCCAGCUCAACGCCGAGGGCUCCGUGGAGGAGGUUUUCCAGCAGGUCUGCUCCCACCUUGACCGCCUGUAGGCGAACCCCCGGCCCUGCUCCCCCCUCGGCACACUCCAGCAGAGACAGCGGAAGCGGCUUUAUCCUGUUUUCGUGGACGGAGCCGCGCAGAGGAAAUUUCAAGGACAUUGUGUUUGGCUCUUUCCCGUCUCUCCCCAGUAAAGUUCACUUUAAUGA